AUGACCUAUCCCCUCCUCAUCAUUAUGAUCUUCUUCCUACCCACCACCAUAGCAAGAUCAUCUGGAAAUGAAACCGAUCAAUUUGCUUUACUCAAAUUCAAAGAAUCCAUAAUCACUGACCCACUAGGGUUGUUGAACACAUGGAAUAACUCCCUUCACUUUUGUAACUGGCAUGGGAUUUCCUGCAGCUCAAGGCAUCAGAGAGUAGUGGCCUUGAACCUUUCUAAUUCUCAUUUGAAUGGAACCAUAUCACCUUACAUCGGCAAUCUCUCUUUUCUAAGGUCCAUCAACCUUGAAAACAACAACUUCUCUGGUGAGAUUCCGCAACAAGUUGAUCGUUUGUUUCGCCUGCGACAUCUCACUCUACUUUUCAACAUGUUGGAGGGGCAAAUUCCAGUCAACUUGACAUCCUGCCCGGAACUGAGUCGCAUAGAUUUAUGGUCAAACCAUCUUACAGGCACAAUUCCAUCAGACCUCGGCUCAUUGGUGAAGCUUGUGUACUUAAAUCUUGAGCAAAACAAAUUGACGGGAGGCAUCCCACCUUCCUUAGGAAAUCUUUCAUCAAUCAGUUUCCUUAGUCUGACAUAUAACAAUUUGGUGGGCAACAUUCCAGAGGAGAUAGGCCGACUGAGAAGCUUAUUGUUUUUCAGCAUUGGUGUCAAUAAACUCUCUGGUAUGAUACCUCCUUCCCUUUUUAACAUAUCUAUGGAGUCCUUCACACUUACAGGUAACAAGUUCAAGGGGAGUAUUCCACCCUCCAUAGGCUUCAACAUGCCUAAUCUCCAACAACUGUACUUUGGCGGAAAUGAACUUUCCGGGCAAAUCCCAUCUUCACUUUCCAAUGCUUCUCAGAUUUAUGAACUUGAUGUUUCAGAGAAUAAUUUGGUAGGGCAAGUUCCUAAAAGUUUUGGAGAUCUUUCAGAUCUCUCGUCACUCGAUUUAAGUGACAACUUUCUAGGAAGUUUUUCUGCUAAUGACUUGGAUUUCGUAACAUCCUUGGCCAACUGCAGCCAACUGGAAAUGCUUGAUAUGAGUGCCAACAAUUUUGGAGGUGUUUUAUCCAACUCUGUGGCCAACUUGUCAACUCAACUGACCGAAGUCUUCUUUCAGGGAAAUCAAAUAUCAGGAGUGAUCCCUGAAACAUUAGAAAAUCUCAACAAUUUAAUAGCCUUGGGCCUGGAGGAUAACCUGUUCAGAGGCACCAUUCCUACCUCUAUCUCCAAGUUACAAAAGCUGCAAGACCUGGAUUUAAACGGUAAUAGAUUAUCAGGAGAAGUCCCAUCUUCCAUAGGAAACCUCACUCAAUUGUAUCAACUCGACUUGUCGGCAAAUGGCUUGGAAGGAAACAUUCCUCCUAGAAUUGGGAACAUCCAACAUUUGCAGAAGUUGGAUAUAUCACAUAAUAGGCUAAGCGGAGAUAUACCACCGCAAGUGAUUGGUCUUUUCUCCCUUGUCUCUCUCAACUUGUCACACAACUCACUAACUGGCAGCCUGCCUAUGGAAGUGGGUAAGCUGAAGAACAUAUAUGCCCUUGACAUCUCUGGAAAUAAUUUGACCGGAGGAAUUCCGGAAAUCAUUGGUAAAUGUAUGAGCCUUGAACUUCUUUACCUACAAGGGAAUCUCUUUCAAGGUAUGAUACCUUCUUCUUUGGCUUCUUUGAAAGGUCUUCAGUAUUUGGAUUUUUCACAAAACAACUUGUCAGGUCAAAUUCCAAAAGAUAUACAAAGACUUGCCUUCUUGCUAUAUUUGAACCUGUCUUUCAAUAAUCUGGAAGGUGAGGUACCAAGAGAAGGAAUCUUUCGAAACAGAAGCGCAAUAUCCUUGUUUGGUAAUACCAAACUUUGUGGUGGUGGUGUUUCGGAACUUCAGCUACCAGCAUGCAUCAUCAAAAAGCAGAGAAAACUCAAACUGCAGUUCACAAUUUUAUUGGUCAUUGGAUGCUCUCUUGUGUUUGUAGCCUUGUUCAUUCUGUAUUGGAGGAGAAAAAUGAGAAAUAAAUCAUUAGCUGGAGACUCAUCAACCAACUUCCUCUCAAAGAUUACCUACCAGACACUUCAUCAAGCUACUGGUGGAUUCUCCCCAAGCACUCUGAUUGGAUCAGGCGGUUUUGGCUCUGUAUACAAAGGGAUUCUUGAUCACGAAGAACAGAAAGUAGUUGCCAUAAAGGUCAUCAACCUUCAACAGAGAGGAGCUUCCAAGAGCUUCACUGCAGAAUGCAAUACACUAAGAAAUAUCCGGCACCGGAAUCUUGUCAAGAUCUUAACAUGCUGCUCUAGCAUGGAUUACAAUGCUACUGAAUUCAAAGCUCUAGUUUUUGAAUAUAUGUCAAACGGAAGUUUGGAGGAGUGGCUGCACAGAGAAAACCAAUCAAUGAGUUUGACCCUUCUUCAAAGAUUGAAUAUUGUUGUUGAUGUCGCUUCUGCAUUAUGUUAUCUUCAUGACCAUUGUGAACCUCCAAUCAUUCACUGCGACAUAAAGCCAAGCAAUGUUCUUCUUAACGAUGACAUGGUUGCUCGUGUAGGUGAUUUUGGCUUAGCCAGACUCAUCUCAACCACCACAGAGUCCUCGCAAACUCAAAGUAGCACAAUUGGAAUAAAGGGGACAAUCGGUUAUGCUGCUCCAGAGUACGCAAGUGGUGUUGAGGCAUCAAGACAAGGAGAUGCAUAUAGUUAUGGGAUCCUUGUAUUGGAAAUGUUCACAGGAAGAAGACCCACCGAUGAAAUGUUCAAAGACGGUCUGAAACUCCACGACUUUGUUAAGAUGGCAUUACCAGGAAGGCUUGCGCAGAUUGUGGCCCCUGCGCUUCUCGCCACCCUUGAAGAAACAGCUCCUGCAGCAACCAGAAAUGAAGUAAACUACAUGCUUAGAGAUCAUAACAGUGAAACUGAAGCCGAUGAGGAAAAUAUCAACUAUGAGAACCUAAGCAAGGUGAACACACAUGUGUGGAAGUGUAUACAUUCAAUCCUUCAGAUCGGACUGGCAUGCUCGCAGGAAUCACCAAAGAAUAGAAUGUCAAUAAAGGAUGUCGUCAGGGACUUACACCGUAUACAAAUGGCUUACACUGGUGUUGUGAUCCAUCGAGAGAGACCAAGAAGAUAAACAACAGGUGCUUUAAAUUUACUUCUUAUAAGUUAUGAUGGUGCAUUUAACUGAUAUGUUUUUUCUUCCAAAUUUUAGUGUGUCAUUGCCUAAUCCUUAUGUUCAUUCUAUAAAUUUUAGUGUGGCAUGGGAAGCGAUACGAGAGUUGUGUAACUG
Messenger RNA from Fragaria vesca subsp. vesca, 3255 nucleotides. RefSeq names its product LRR receptor-like serine/threonine-protein kinase EFR-like. The coding region runs from base 1 to 3099 and encodes 1032 amino acids. The record is from RefSeq and is a predicted model, not a curated record. NCBI's taxonomy places the organism in Eukaryota, Viridiplantae, Streptophyta, Magnoliopsida, Rosales, Rosaceae. Gene Ontology annotation, molecular function: ATP binding; protein kinase activity; protein binding. The transcript has 2 exons. Gene Ontology annotation, biological process: protein phosphorylation.